Aureococcus anophagefferens is the source of this 1128-nucleotide messenger RNA. RefSeq lists its product as hypothetical. The record is from RefSeq and is a predicted model, not a curated record. The coding region runs from base 26 to 949 and encodes 307 amino acids. Gene Ontology annotation, biological process: mitotic cell cycle; peptidyl-serine dephosphorylation. Gene Ontology annotation, molecular function: protein serine/threonine phosphatase activity. The transcript has 6 exons. Gene Ontology annotation, cellular component: cytosol. Lineage: Eukaryota; Pelagophyceae; Pelagomonadales; Pelagomonadaceae.
GCCUGCUCGCGGCGCAUGACAAACAAUGAAUUUGGAGGGAUGCAUCGAAAAGUUGAUGGAAUGCCGACCUCUCACGGAAACCGAAGUGCGACAGCUCUGUGACAACGCUCGAGACGCGCUGAAGCGCGAUGCGAAUGUACGGCGCGUAAAGUCACCAGUUACGAUCGUGGGAGAUAUCCAUGGCCAAUUUCAUGAUCUUCUGGAGCUUUUUCGGAUUGGCGGACACGCUCCCGAUACUAAUUACCUAUUCAUGGGUGACUACGUUGACCGUGGCUACUAUAGUGUUGAAUGUGUUACGCUGGUCGUGGCACUCAAAGUACGUUAUCCUGAGCGCGUGACUAUCCUCCGCGGAAACCAUGAAUCACGGCAAAUAACCCAAGUUUAUGGCUUCUAUGACGAAUGCGUUCGCAAGUAUGGCAACGCUAGCGUGUGGAAAUUGUUCACAGACCUCUUUGAUCAUCUUCCGCUUGCGGCCAUGGUGGAUGAGCGUCUGUUUUGCCCACAUGGUGGCUUGUCACCUAGCUUGGAUACAGUGGAUCAGAUUCUGGCUUUGGACCGCGCCCACGAAGUUCCACAUGAAGGUCCUAUCUGUGAUCUCAUGUGGAGUGACCCUGAUGACCGUCUCGGUUGGGGCAUCUCACCGCGUGGCGCUGGCUACACGUUCGGUCAUGACAUAUCCGAGAAAUUCAAUCGUGAAAAUGGUUUCGAUUUCAUCGUCCGUGCUCAUCAGCUUGUCAUGGAGGGCUACAGUUGGUUUCACAAUGAGCGCCUUGUGACCGUGUUUUCGGCUCCUAACUACUGCUAUCGAUGCGGCAACAUGGCCGCUAUCAUGGAAGUUGACGAACAUCUUGCAUCCAACUUUAUUCAGUUUGACCCGGCACCUCGCCGUGGCGGUGAUGGGGGCCUUGGCAUCGAAGUUUCGCAGCAGACCCCAGACUACUUUCUGUGAGGAGCCCUGUCCCCAAAGCUCCGUCUGCUAUGGUGCGCUUGUGGUGCGCUGCCAGCCGCAGACGCCGUGAUAGCCACAGGCCCCAUCUGAGCACACCAGGCCUGGACAAGGGAAACUCCGGGGCGCCGUCGCGACUUGGCUGCUUAAGGAAAACCUCUCUAUAAUCAUGACUAAUGUGU